Messenger RNA from Mesorhabditis belari, 894 nucleotides. NCBI's taxonomy places the organism in Eukaryota, Metazoa, Nematoda, Chromadorea, Rhabditida, Rhabditidae. The record is from the annotation of a GenBank genome assembly.
AUGAAGAAAGAAUUCGUUUUUUUGUUUGUGGCUUCACUGGCACAACUUGUGACAGCAAAUGAAGAAUGGAUGGAAGGGUGCCACAGCCAGAGUGAAAAAAUUGUCAUUCAUUCGGCUGAUGGCAACUGGAAAAACUUUUCGAGUGAUGUGACGUCUCAUCAGCAUUAUGGGGUCUAUCGAAGGCUCACGUGCAUCGCUGAUCCAGACAAUUUUUCGUUUGUUCGAAUAAACCACAUGAUGGAUUCACCGUCAGAGACAAAAACUAUCAGUUGUGGAUCGAUGCGUAAAUGGUUGUACAAAGGUGAAAUCGUUGUCUCUGUCGGAUGUUUCACGGGUCCACGGGCAAAUCGGAUCCAGAAGCCCGAAAAAGAGGAAAAGAUUCGAAAUUGGAUGGCCGAGUAUCACAGAGAGGACAACUACUACAUGAGAACGGCUUUCGUUGGCUUUGGAGACGAUAACUCUGUGCUGAAGUUUGAGAAUUAUGUGAUAUUUGUGUUUCGUGGGGGCUUUCCGGAGAGAUCAAAGCCGGAUGCAAAAGAAGGAAUCAGAAUCAGAAAGCAAGUCGCCGUUCUACCGGCAGACUAUGUGAAGGCUUAUCGGGAAAGAGAGAAUUUGGCAGAGGACAACUACUACAUGAAAACGGAUGGAGGAACACAAAUCAGAAAGCAAGUCGCCGUUCUACCGGCAGACUAUGUGAAGGCUUAUCGGGAAAGAGAGAAUUUGGCAGAGGACAACUACUACAUGAAAACGGAACUAUGUGAUAUUUGUGUUUCGUGGUGGCUUUCCGGACAGAUCAAAGCCGGAUGCAAAAGAUGGAAUCAGCUGAGGCUUGGCGAUUCGGUGAUCCGAGGGUCAAAGCUUCGACUCCCAACGUCGUUGCUUUCAAGACCCUUU